AUCAGUUGCAAGGGGAUGACAGAGCGCAUUCAUAGCAUCAACCUUCACAACUUUAGCAAUUCUGUGCUCGAGACCCUCAACGAGCAGCGCAACCGUGGCCACUUCUGUGACGUGACGGUCCGCAUCCACGGGAGCAUGCUACGCGCCCACCGUUGUGUGCUGGCGGCUGGCAGCCCCUUCUUCCAGGACAAGCUGCUGCUGGGCUACAGCGACAUCGAGAUCCCCUCGGUGGUGUCAGUCCAGUCUGUACAAAAGCUCAUUGACUUCAUGUACAGCGGGGUGCUGCGGGUCUCACAGUCAGAGGCCCUCCAAAUCCUCACAGCUGCCAGCAUCCUACAGAUCAAGACUGUGAUUGAUGAGUGCACAAGGAUCGUCUCGCAAAAUGUGGGAGAAGUCUACCCAGUGAUUCAGGAUUCUGGCCAGGAGACACCCAGAGGAACACCCGAAUCAGGCACCUCGGGUCAGAGCACUGACACAGAGUCUGGCUACCUGCAGAGCCAUUCGCAGCACAGUGUGGACAGGAUCUAUUCGGCUCUCUAUGCUUGUUCCAUGCAAAAUGGCAGUGGGGAACGCUCCUUUUAUAGUGGAGCUGUGGUCAGCCACCAUGAAACUGCACUGGGGCUCCCCAGGGACCAUCACAUGGAAGACCCCAGCUGGAUUACCCGGAUACAUGAAAGGUCACAGCAAAUGGAGCGGUAUCUCUCUACCACUCCUGAGACCACACACUGCCGCAAGCAACCACGCCCUGUUCGAAUUCAAACCCUGAUGGGCAACAUCCAUAUUAAGCAGGAAAUGGAGGAUGACUAUGACUACUAUGGCCAACAGAGGGUGCAGAUCCUCGAGCGCAAUGAGUCUGAGGAAUGCACUGAGGACACUGACCAAGCAGAAGGCACUGAGAGUGAGCCGAAAGGGGAGAGUUUCGACUCAGGAGUCAGUUCCUCCAUUGGCACUGAGCCCGAUUCCGUGGAGCAGCAGUUUAUGGCUGGUCCGGGCCGGGAUGGGCAGCAGGAAUCUUCUCAAGCAGAUCAAACUGAUGUCCCUGCUGAUGGCACUCAGCAGCAGCAGCAGCAUAUAGAUGCCAACUCUUCCUCACCAGAGAGAAGCAAUGACAUUGAAAUGGACAGCAAAGUGCUCACAGUCAAUAACAGCACCGAAAAGGGGGCUUUGCAGCCUUCUGUCAACACAACUGUUGCCCAACCAUUGCCAACCACACAGAUCUACUUACGCCAGACAGAAACCCUCACCAGCAAUCUGAGGAUGCCACUGACUCUGACCAGCAACACUCAGGUCAUUGGCACAGCUGGCAACACCUACCUGCCUGCCCUUUUCACCACACAGUCUGCUGGCAGUGGCCCUAAGCCUUUUCUCUUCAGCCUGCCCCAGCCUUUAGCUGGCCAACAGACACAGUUUGUGACAGUGUCCCAGCCUGGCCUGUCAAGCUUUACUGCUCAGCUGCCAGCCCCACAGCCCUUGGCCCCAUCUGCAGGCCACAGCACAGCAGGUGGGCAAGGCGAAAAAAAGCCUUACGAGUGCACUCUCUGUAACAAGACUUUCACCGCCAAACAGAACUACGUCAAGCACAUGUUUGUACACACAGGUGAGAAACCCCACCAAUGCAGCAUCUGCUGGCGCUCCUUCUCAUUAAAGGAUUACCUAAUUAAACACAUGGUGACGCACACUGGCGUGAGGGCAUACCAGUGCAGUAUCUGCAACAAGCGCUUCACCCAGAAGAGCUCCCUUAAUGUGCACAUGCGCCUCCACCGUGGGGAGAAGUCCUAUGAGUGCUACAUCUGCAAAAAGAAGUUCUCCCACAAGACCCUACUGGAGAGGCAUGUGGCUCUGCACAGUGCCACCAAUGGCACACCUGGAGCCACCGGCACCGGCGCGAGGGCUGUCCCUGCUGGGGUGGUGGCCUGCACGGAGGGGACCACAUACGUCUGCUCUGUCUGUCCAGCAAAGUUUGACCAAAUCGAGCAUUUCAACGACCACAUGAGGAUGCAUGUGUCAGAUGGAUAA
This is a messenger RNA of Indicator indicator, 2016 nucleotides long. RefSeq names its product zinc finger and BTB domain containing 20 (gene ZBTB20). Gene Ontology annotation, biological process: regulation of transcription by RNA polymerase II. NCBI's taxonomy places the organism in Eukaryota, Metazoa, Chordata, Aves, Piciformes, Indicatoridae. The transcript is spliced from 2 exons. Bases 16 to 2016 code for a protein of 666 amino acids. The record is from RefSeq and is a predicted model, not a curated record. Gene Ontology annotation, molecular function: protein binding; DNA-binding transcription factor activity, RNA polymerase II-specific; RNA polymerase II cis-regulatory region sequence-specific DNA binding.